Molecule: messenger RNA, 522 nt
Organism: Stegodyphus dumicola
Lineage: Eukaryota; Metazoa; Arthropoda; Arachnida; Araneae; Eresidae
Source: RefSeq, a predicted model, not a curated record
AUGGCAACAUUGUUGAAAGUCAGGAAUAAAUUUUGGAUAUCUAAAGGAAGACAAGUAGUAAAGAAAGUUAUUAACGCUUACCUGGUGUGUAAAAAGUUCGCAGUGAAGCCCGCCAAACAGUUAACGGGUCAGUUACCCAGAGAUCGUGUAGUCCAAAGUAAUCCUUUCACAGUUGUAGGCAUCGACUUAACGGGAGCAGUUACUAUUAGAGAAAAAGCGGAUAACCACAAAAAGGUGUACAUAGCCUUAUUUACAUGCGCCGUCACUCGUGCUUACACACUGAAGUGGUUAGCAAAAAGUUUCAUUUUUUCAUUACGACGUUUUUUAGCAAGAAGAGGGAGCUGCAAAGUGAUUUAUUCAGAUAAUGCCAAGAAUUUCCGCAGCACAUGUGAAAUAAUUAAAGGAUUUAAAAGAAUCAAAGCAGAUCCAAGUGUGAGUGAUUUCUUGACAUCCAAAGAGGUAACAUGGAAAUUCAUACCUGAGCGUUCCCCAUGGUGGGGAGGGGGUUCUGGGAGCGUUUGA